Drosophila grimshawi is the source of this 4035-nucleotide messenger RNA. RefSeq lists its product as uncharacterized. Gene Ontology annotation, biological process: nuclear-transcribed mRNA catabolic process, nonsense-mediated decay; deadenylation-dependent decapping of nuclear-transcribed mRNA. The record is from RefSeq and is a predicted model, not a curated record. The coding region runs from base 820 to 3609 and encodes 929 amino acids. Gene Ontology annotation, cellular component: P-body; cytoplasm. The transcript has 5 exons. Lineage: Eukaryota; Metazoa; Arthropoda; Insecta; Diptera; Drosophilidae. Gene Ontology annotation, molecular function: 5'-(N(7)-methylguanosine 5'-triphospho)-[mRNA] hydrolase activity; manganese ion binding; RNA binding.
UAUUUUCUUGAUGCUCAGAAGUGGUCUUAUAACAGCGACUUUCAUAUGUAUAUGUGCGACGAGGAAGCAUUUUCCAAAACUUAAAAAAGCUAUUAAAUAGUGCAAAAUAUUUCAUAAAUAUAAGUGCAACGUAUUAAUAAAAUAAUUAUAAAUAACGCAUGCAUAUAACUAUCAGCGUGUAAGCCAUUCUCAAGCAGCAAAUAACAGUGACGCAAAAACUACAUACAUACACACAACACACACAGGCAGCCUCAAUUUUUUUUUAGAAAGUACGUGAAGAAAAACAAGUUUGGUUGUGUGCGUACGUAUGCCGAGUGGAGAGUAGCGGAGACUUUUUGUUUCUGUUUCAGUUUUUGUUUAGCGACACAAUUAAUUGUGGAUGGCUUACAACACAAACGAAAGCAACACAAAAAGAAAUGCAGAUAAUGUUGAUUGCAACACAACAACAGCAACAACAACAACAGCAGCAAGAACUGCAAAUAACAACAGCAAUCGAAACUAUCAACUACACCAAUUGCAUUGGAAAUUGAAAUUUGUGCGACAGAAGCAGCAGCUAACAACAACGAUUUUCGACGACUGGCAGCCAUAUUCACAACUACAACAUCAGCAGCAGAAUCAGAAAAAACUCGAUCCACGAUAUUGCAAAGAUACGUGACAAAAAAUUCGAGAAGAGGAAGACGAAGACUGAGCAUGAAAUUAGCGUGAAUGAUAAAAUAAACCAAACAAACACACAAACUGUAAAAAUCAAAAACAAAAACGAAAGAAUAUCCUAAACUAAGUGUAUUACAUAAAAAUAAAUAAAAACUAAUACGAAAUAUUAUGGAAAUUGCCCCAAUAUUUAAUACCGCCGCCGUCGUCGCAACCGCCGCCGCUGCCACCACCGCAUCUACGUCGACGUCUCAGUCCAAGCAGCGACAGAGGCGCUCCGCUGUAGCAGCAGCAGCAGUUUUGACAACAACAACAGCAGCAGCAGGCAAACCAUUGAACAACACUCAAAAUGAUAACGUUAAUAACUUGGCGUUGCUCGCAUCGCUGACGUUGCAAAAGGUGCUCAACAUCAACAACAUUAACAACAACAACAAUAACCACAACCACAUCAACAACAACAAUGGCCCGUCUUAUCAACAAUUGUCGACAGUUACUAAAACAACCGCAGCAAUUAAACAGGAACAACAACAUCAACAACAACGACGACACUCUGAUAACGAAACUGAGAAUGAUGUAUUAAAUCAAUUGCUAAAAACGGGCGCGGUAUUCACAACAACAACAACAUCGACCGCAGCGGCAACUGUUGCUGUCGCAUCGACAGGCAUCAGUAGUGCACCAAUUGCCAUUGAGUGUAAGACACAGCAGAAGCAAUUGCAGCAGGCGCACAACAGUAGCGCACAAAAGCAACGCCUCAACUCAUCCAUAUCAUCGACCAACUCAAGCACAUCAAGCAACUCCUUAACGGCCAAUAGCUAUGGCAGCUCCUGUUCCUCCACGGAAGAUCCAACGGCAACAGACAACGCAUCAUCAUCAGCAGCAGCAACAACAACAACAACAAAGUCGUCCAGCAUCAAAUUGCCAGAGAAAUCGAAAAUUCCGUCCGAUAUACUCGACGAUCUGGCCAGUCGUUUCAUAAUCAAUGUGCCGGACAUGGAGCUAAAUAAUUUAAUACGCAUUUGCUUUCAAAUUGAGCAGGCGCAUUGGUUCUACUUGGACUUCUUCUGCGCGCCCGAGGAUUCCGAUCAAACGACACCAGAACAGAAACAGCAGCAACGCCGACUGCCAGCCGUUGGCAUCAAACAGUUCGCCAUGCAACUCUUUCAGCACAUUCCCUUUUUGAACAAGCAUUUUGGCACUGUGGAUCAGAUAUUGUUGGAAUGGAAAAAUUAUAAGCUAUCAGUGCCGACAUGUGGCGCCAUACUCGUAUCGGAGGAUCUCAAUCACUGUCUGCUGGUGCAAUCAUUUUUUGCUCGAAACUCUUGGGGCUUCCCCAAGGGUAAAAUCAACGAAAACGAGGAUCCCGCACACUGUGCCACCAGGGAGGUCUAUGAGGAGACAGGCUUUGACAUAACAAACGCCAUUGAUGCGGAUGAUUACAUUGAGGCUUUUAUCAAUUAUCAAUGUAUACGAUUGUAUAUUGUACGCAAUAUACCGUUGGAUACGCAGUUUGCGCCGCGGACGCGCAUGGAGAUCAAAUGUUGUGAAUGGUUUCGUAUUGAUGCAUUGCCGGUUAAUAAGAACGAUGCCGUAUCGAAGGCAAAACUGGGCAAAGGUUCAGCUUCAUUCUUUAUGAUUAUGCCGUUUGUGAAGCGGCUCAAGAAGUGGGUGAAUGAUCGUCGCUCUGACAUUGAGUCAUCAUCGACGCAACGUCGUCGCAAAUGCUCGGGCCAGCAGAGUCCUAAGGCCAUCAUGAAUGGUGCAACAUCAGCAUCGCCUACAAACAACAACAACAUCAACAACAGCAGCUGCAAAAAGGAUCAGCAACGUGCUGCGUCGCGUCGUCAGCGGCACAAAUCAAUGGGUGAUUUGGAUGGUGUUAAGCUAAAUAAUCUCAAUGGGAAGGCGGUUAACGGUGGAGGUGCAUGUAAUGGUGGCGUCGGUGGCAAUGGUGGUCUCACUGCCAGCAACAUUUGCAAUAGCAAUAUCAAGCGCAACAGCAAUAGCAACAACAAUAACAACAAGCAACUGAAUGUGGCUGCGGGCAGCAAUACACCAAUAACAGUAACAACAACAACAACCACAUCAUCAACAACAAAUACGCCAACAGCAAAUAUUCAGGCAGUGGCAGCAACUGUUGCAACUGCAGUAGCAGCCGCAACACCAACUACAACUGCAACAUCAACAAGCAAACGUCAACUGUUUCAUAGCCAAAGUCAAAAUGAUGCCCAACAGCCGGCAAGCAACGAGAAGCAAUUUCAGAUUGUCAGCUCGUUUGAUUUGAUACGCAAGGAAAAGCAGCAGCAACUGAAGACUGCCAAGGCUCAAAAGCAACAGCAGCCGCAACGCACUCGCCCCAAAUCACAAAGUGAUAAGCAAAGCAAUCAACAGCAGCAGCAACAACAGCUGGUAGUCAAAAGCAUUUUGAACAAAAAGUAUAUACAACAACAACAACAGUUGCAGCAGCAGCAGCAGCAGCAACAACAGCAGCGGCAACAAACAACGCCAACAACUGGCAUGAAUUUGCUGGCCAUGUUGACUGCAGCAGCCGCAGCGCAAAAUACACCAAAACAACCGGAGCAACUGCAACAACAACAACAGCGUCCACGUCCCGCUUCGGUAUCGCUCAAUUCGCCAGCAUCCAGUUUUGCAGGAGCAUCUAGCAGCAACAGCAGCAGCACAACACCAGAUGCGCAAACCUUGCACAAGCUGCAGCGCAUGGCAUCCGGCACCAAUUUGCGCAUUUUACAGCGCGCGCAAUCGCAACAGCCGCUGCCUCAACAUCAUUAUCAUAAUCAUCAGCAGCAGAUGCAGAUGCAACAUCAGAUGCAGCAGCAUCAGCAGCAGCAACUACAACAACAUCAGCAUCUGCAGCAGCAAGGGCCUCUUAAUUUUACGCCCAGUUUUAAUUCGUGGACGAAUUUCUCAUUCACCAAAAAUUUUAUAGCAAACGUCUUUUGCUAAGUCAACUGUUUUGACUUUUCCCCCCUUCUUUUCUACUACUGUAAUUUUUCACACUAUGCAUUUUUAAGUCGCAGGGCCAGCUUAUAGGCAGCAAUAGCGUUACACACAUUAAGUUUUAGGUGUUUCUCAUGGAUCUUUCAGAAAGAGAAAGAUGAUUUCAUCGACUUUUGGGCACAUGCAUUUUUCAACAAGUACAUUUUCGACAUUCAAUUGUAUAUAGACGGCAAGAUUGUACAAAACAUUUUGUAAUUAACGUAACAAAAAAAAAAAAACAUUUUCAUACCAAAAACGCAAAAAAAUCUUAAGAUAAAUGAAAACGUGAGUCUUCCGCUCCAGCACACGUCAUUUUGUAAAAAAAAAAUUGCCAGGCAAAAUUUUUAUAUACAUAAAAGAAAGCUAGCAAGGUAAAGUUGUGCAAUUAUAAUG